AUGCAUCAUCGCUCGUCCUCAACACCUUCAACGGCGAACUUUUGCCUUCUCCUCACACUUCAAUCAUCGGCCUCGAACAUAUUUUUCGGCGGCUGCCUCGGUUUUCCCGGCCCGACAAUUAACACAUUUUCCUCAUUUUUUGGCUCGGCUCAAAAUGCCGAGCCGACGAAUCUCACCGAUGAUGAAAUGCGUAAGCAGCUCAAGGACAAGGUGAAUGAAGUGGAACAAUUGAAAAAACAGAUCACGAAGACUGAAGGAGAUCGCUUAAUGUGGUCCUCAAAACAACCGCAAGAUGUUUCGACACUGAUGGCCGAGAAGCAGGAGCUGCGCAAGCAGUUGGAUCGCGAGCAGACCGAGAAGCAUGAGCUGUUUAUACAGAUGAAUUCGAUGAUUGCUCAAUUGGCAGAAGCUGGAGAUCAGAAUGAAAUCACGAGGCUUAAAGCGGAAGUCACCACACUCAAACGCGAGUUGGACGCUGAGAAAAUUUCGUCGAAAGCCGAAUCGUCUCGUCUGAACAUGGAGCUGAAAAAGUUGCACGAACAGCUUGAGAAUGCCCACCGUGAAAGCGACAAAGAGAAGGAAGCGAUGGAGUAUGAGAUUGAGGGCCUUCUGAAGCAGCUCGAAAUCAAAUCGGCGUCGUUGCAAUCGAUGAUGCUUGCGAAGAAUGAGACGGGCAAAUUGGAGAAGCUCACCGAUGAGAAUGAGAGUAUGAGAAGGGAGCUCGACGAGGUCAGACGAAAAUUGACGAGCUCGACGAAUGAGCUCAUCGAGAAGCAGGCGGAGAUAACAAGGCUCAGAGACGCUAAUUCGGCAAAUGGUGUCAGUCAGGAGAAGCUGUCCGAUGUUGAAACUCGCCUUCAGAGUGUUGAGAUUCAGUUGCGCGAAGAGCGCGCAUUGAAGGAGAAGCUUAGAAGUCAAGCGGAAGAACUGAAGUCGGCGUUGUCGACGUCGGAUGAGUCGUUGUCGAGAUUGAAGACGAAAUUGUCGCAGUUCGAAGAGGACGCGACGAUUCUGAAGCAGGAGAAUGUCCAAUUGGCUGCGCAGGAUGCGGAAAUUCGGUCGAAAAUUAGCAAUUUAGACGAUGAAUUGAGUCGUGAGCAAGACAAAAAUCGCAUUUUGGAGACGGUUUUGCAAGAGAAAGACUCGAAAAUUGAUAAAAUCAAAGUCGAGCUUUUGUCUGCAGAAUCUCGUGCUCAGCAAGCCGAGCAAGACCUGAAAGCGAUGGAAUCUCGAGUUCAAGCAUCUGAAAGGAAAGAGCAGCAGCUCGAGGCGCAGCUUCGUGCUCAUGGAGACUCGAAUGAGCAGCUCGAGCUUCUACGCAAAGAGCUUGAGAAGGCCGAGGAGCGAUAUCAGCUUGCUCAGACUCGUCUCCAAAAGACUGAGGCGACCUUGAAGGAAAAAGAGCAUGAGUAUCGAGUCCGUGCUGAAUCUCUUGAGUCAGACUUGGAACACUCGAAGAAGCUGGAGGAGGUUGUCGAGAAACUGCGGAACGAGAAGCAACAGGUUGAGGAGGCCUCAAAGGCUAAACUGCUUGAACUCAAACAGCACAUUGCGGAACGUGAAAAGAAGAUCGACGAGCUUGAGGGCGAGAAGAAGAAGCUUGAAUCUAAGGCGUCGGUGGCUGAUGAGAUCAACACUCUUAUGAGCUCGUUGAACUCGGUCCGACAGGAGAACAGUCAGUAUGAGGAGGAGGUCCGAAAUCUGCAAACCGAGAUUCGUACGAUUCGCGAUGAACUGUAUCAGCAGCAGGAUGAGUGUGCCACGUGGAAAAUGCGAGCUGAAAAAGCGGAAGCUGACAUUGAGCAUCAUGUACAAAAGGUCGAGUUCCUCCAGUCGUCGCAGAAUUCGUCGAUGUCGCGACUACAAUCGGAGAUUGAGCGAUUAGAGGAGAACGCGGAGAAAUAUAAGAAUGAGCGGGAAGAAAUUCGGAGGGAAUUGACCGAUGAACUCUCGAAAGUUCGGUCGGAAUCUUCCGAACACACGAUUACUCUUGAACGAGAUCUUCGAGAAUCGAAAGAGCGCUGCGAGGGACUCCAACGUGAGCUGGAAAUGACGAAUCGGCGAAUCGUGCAGCUGCAAGAUGAGCAGUCGAGUUUCAUUGGAUCGCAGGACGAGAUAAAAUCGCAGUUGGUCAAGGAUGUUCGAGAGCAUCAGGAUAAGUAUGCGAAGGCUUCGCUAGAAUUGGAGGGUCUGAAGUCGAAGAACGCGAGUUUGACAACAGAGCUCGAGGAGGUGAAGGUGCUGACGAAGCAGUUUAAAGAAAGAGCUGAAGCUCUUGAAAAGAAAUAUGAUGAGAUUAGUGAGGAAUUGCAAAACGCCGAAGAGGAGAAUCAUCGGCUGAAAGAAGCGCAAAUUCUCGGCAGCGAUUUGUCGGCGAAAAUCGAGGAGAUUCAGGAGGAUGGUAAGAAGAAGCUCGACAAAAUGCGCGAGGAGCACAAUUUGGAGUUGGAGCAGCUCAGAGAGCAAAUGAGAAAAUCGCAUAAUGAGCAUAACUCGUUGGAAGCGGUCAUCGAGGAGCAGCAGAAGGAGCUUGUGAAGCGUCGCGAAGAAACUGACGGACUGCAGGAUGAGGUGCGAACGAAGGAGAAGCUCGUCGGCGAAUUGAGCCAAGAGAAAUCGGAGUUGUUGAAGAAGGUGGCUGAUUUCGAGGAGCAACUCGCUAACAGUGGCAAAAAAACGAAAGAAUUGGCGGAAUUGGAGGAGAAGCUCGCGGAAACGAAAAAAACGAAUGAGGCAUUGGUUGCCAAUAUACAGGAAAUGACAAAGCUGUUGGAUACUGAAGCUGAGAAGAUUAAGAAGCUUGAGGUGGAGAAGGAGCAGAUGAAGGCGCAAGUGUUGAGCAGCAAAAAUGGAGACGACGACGAGAAGGCGAGGAAUUUUUUUGUGAAAGAGCUUGUUGCUGAAAACGCGCGACUCGCUGGUGAGCUCCUAAAAGCUCACUCGACGGCGGAGAAAUCAAUGCAACAAGAAAGGGAGCUGAUUGCGAAACAAUUCGAGGAGCGAUUGAAAAAAGUGAGCGCCGAAAAAACGCAACUUGCCGCCGAACUACAACAACUUGAGACCAAAUUCGCCGAACAGAAGCGAAAUUUGGAGAUUGUCGAGAAUCGACGACGUGAAGAUAUUCGACAGAUGGAGCUCGUUCGGCAAGAUGGUGAAAAUCUGAGGAAUCAGAUUGAACAACUACAAAAUAAUACGCCGGUGGCUCCGCCGCGGUCAACUCGCACAAUUUCGAAUAUGUCGUCGAUGACGAAUUGGACACAGGUUGAUUAUAGCGAUUGCGAGGACUUGACGAAAAUGCGGACUGAAAUCGAUAGGCAAAAACGGCUCAUUGUUGUAUUGAGGAGGAAGCUGCAAAAAAUGCAACAGCAAGAUUAA
Caenorhabditis bovis is the source of this 3375-nucleotide messenger RNA. The record is from the annotation of a GenBank genome assembly. NCBI's taxonomy places the organism in Eukaryota, Metazoa, Nematoda, Chromadorea, Rhabditida, Rhabditidae.